Molecule: messenger RNA, 2052 nt
Organism: Nakaseomyces glabratus
Lineage: Eukaryota; Fungi; Ascomycota; Saccharomycetes; Saccharomycetales; Saccharomycetaceae
Gene: ACS2
Product: acetate--CoA ligase ACS2
Cellular component (GO): cytosol
Molecular function (GO): acetyl-CoA synthetase activity; AMP binding
Source: RefSeq, a predicted model, not a curated record
AUGACAUUAAAAGAACAUAAGACUGUGCAUGAAGCACAGAACGCUGUUGCUCGCCAAGCUCCAGAGCAUUUCUACAAGAGCCAGCCAAGCAGAGGUGGUUUCAUAAAGGACAUCUCCGAAUAUGAAAGACUUUACAAGCAGUCGAUUGAGGACCCAGAGACUUUCUUCAGUGAAAAGGCUCGUGAACUAUUGCACUGGGACGCCCCAUUCUCUAAAGUAUCGUACGGUUCUCUAGAGCAAGGUGAUGUCGCUUGGUUCCUAAACGGUAAACUAAACGCCUCUUACAACUGUGUGGACAGACACGCCUUUGCCAACCCAGACAAGCCUGCCAUUAUCUAUGAAGCAGACGACGAGAAGGACAACUAUACCAUCACUUUUGGUGAAUUGCUGAGAAGAGUAUCUAAGGUUGCUGGUAUCUUGAAGAGCUGGGGUGUCAAGAAAGGUGACACUGUUGCCAUUUACUUGCCAAUGAUCCCAGAAGCUAUUAUUGCUAUGUUGGCCGUUGUGCGUCUUGGUGCCAUCCACUCUGUCGUCUUCGCCGGUUUCUCAGCUGGUUCUUUGAAAGACCGUGUAGUCGAUGCUGGUUCCAAGGUUGUCAUCACUUGUGAUGAAGGCCGUAGAGGUGGUAAGACUGUCCACUUGAAGAAAAUCGUUGAUGAAGGUUUGAACGGUGUCGAUCAAGUCUCUCGUAUUUUGGUUUUCAAGAGAACAGGUACUGAAGGUAUUCCAAUGAAGGCUGGUAGAGAUUUCUGGUUGCACGAGGAAGCUGACAAGAGAAGAUCAUAUCUACCACCUGUUCCAUGUGAUGCCGAAGAUCCACUAUUCCUACUAUAUACAUCUGGUUCUACCGGCUCUCCAAAGGGUAUCGUGCACACUACUGGUGGUUAUUUGCUAGGUGCCGCUAUGACUACUAAGUACGUCUUCGAUGUUCAUCCAGAGGAUGUUUUCUUCACUGCUGGUGAUGUCGGCUGGAUUACAGGUCACACCUACGCUCUAUACGGUCCAUUGUUGCUAGGUGUACCAACUAUCUGCUUCGAAUCUACACCAGCUUACCCAGAUUACGGUAGAUACUGGAGAAUUGUCGAACGUCACAAGGCCACCCACUUCUACGUUGCACCAACUGCUAUGAGAUUGAUUAAGCGUGUUGGUGAAGCUGAAAUUAGCAAGUACGACUUGUCCUCCCUACGUGUCCUAGGUUCUGUCGGUGAACCAAUUUCUCCUGAACUAUGGGAAUGGUACAACGAAAAGAUUGGUAACAACAAUUGUGUUGUUUGUGACACUUUCUGGCAAACUGAAUCCGGUUCUCAUUUGAUUGCCCCAAUGGCGGGUGCCAUCCCAACCAAACCAGGUUCUACCACUCUUCCAUUCUUCGGUAUUGAUGCUUGUAUCAUUGAUCCAGUUUCUGGUGUUGAAAUUGAAGGAAACGAUGUCGAAGGUGUUUUAGCUGUUAAAUCACCAUGGCCAUCCAUGGCUAGAUCUGUCUGGAACGAUCACGUUCGUUAUGUCGACACUUACAUGAAGCCAUACCCAGGUUACUACUUUACAGGUGAUGGUGCUGGUAGAGACCACGAUGGUUACUACUGGAUCAGAGGUAGAGUUGACGAUGUUGUUAACGUCUCUGGUCAUAGGUUAUCUACUGCAGAAAUUGAAGCCUGUUUGGUUAACCAUGAGAAUAUCUCUGAGACCGCUGUGGUUGGUAUCAAUGACGAAUUGACCGGUCAAGCUGUUAUUGCAUUCGUAUCAUUGAAGGAAGGCUACCUACAAAAUGAUGCCCCAGAAGGUGAUGCUGAACAUAUUACUCCUAGUAACUUACGUAGAGAGUUGAUUCUACAAGUCAGAGGUGAAAUUGGUCCAUUCGCUUCUCCAAAGUGUAUUAUCUUGGUCAGAGACCUACCAAAAACCAGAUCUGGUAAGAUCAUGAGAAGAGUUUUAAGAAAGAUCGCUUCCAAUGAAGCAGACCAACUAGGUGAUUUGUCUACUUUGGCUAAUGCUGAUGUUGUUCCUGCCAUUAUCUCUGCCUGCGAAAACCAAUUCUUCGCAGAAAAGAAAUAA